Molecule: messenger RNA, 741 nt
Organism: Arabis nemorensis
Lineage: Eukaryota; Viridiplantae; Streptophyta; Magnoliopsida; Brassicales; Brassicaceae
Source: the annotation of a GenBank genome assembly
AUGAAAUUCCCUUACCCCGGCACGUUAACCGCUCUUCAAUACUUCACAAGUGCAGCUGGAGUCUUACUCUGCGGCCGGUUAAAGCUUAUCGAACAUGAUCCUCUCAAUCUCUUAACCAUAUGGAGGUUUCUUCCAGCAGCAAUCAUCUUGUACUUGUCACUUUUCACCAACAGUGAGCUUCUCCUCCACUCGAAUGUCGACACUUUGAUAGUGUUUCGAUCAGCUGUUCCGGUCUUCGUCGCUGUUGGAGAAACCCUUUUCUUGAACCAGCAUUGGCCAUCUUUUAAAACAUGGAUCUCUCUUGUUACCAUCUUUGGAGGAAGCUUCCUCUAUGUACUCACUGAUUACCAGUUUACAAUCACAACAUGUAGUUGGGCUGUUGCUUAUCUUGUGAGUAUGUCUAUUGAUCUUGUCUACAUCAAGCACGUGGUAACGACUAUCGGGUUAAACACUUGGGGUCUUGUGCUCUACAAUAACCUCGAAGCUCUUCUCUUGUUCCCACUUGAGUUGUUUAUAAUGGGAGAGUUACAUAAACUAAGGCAUGAGAUCACUGAUGAACCUGAUUGGUACAGUUUCUCAGUGGUUUUGCCUGUGGGUUUAUCUUGUUUGUUCGGUUUGUCCAUCUCUUUCUUCAAUUUUUCGUGUCGCCAAGGGAUUUCAGCUACCGGGUUUAUGGUUCUUGGCAUUGUGAACAAACUGUUAACAGCUAUUAUCAAUUUGGUUAUAUGGGAUAAACACUAA